Molecule: messenger RNA, 1812 nt
Organism: Drosophila sulfurigaster albostrigata
Lineage: Eukaryota; Metazoa; Arthropoda; Insecta; Diptera; Drosophilidae
Gene: sds22
Product: protein phosphatase 1 regulatory subunit 7
Exons: 1
Coding region: 113-1105 (330 amino acids)
Molecular function (GO): protein binding
Source: RefSeq, a predicted model, not a curated record
ACACUGCAAACACUUUUGUGUAAAAAAAAAAUCAUCAGGAAAAUCUACAAGCAGGCCAGGCGGCAUUUAAAACAUUGUAAAUUUGUAAAUCUUACAUAGUAAAAGCGUUUUUAUGAAUAUGGCUGACGGUGAUAAUGCAAUGGCCAAAAAUCGGGACACCAAAUCAACAGCUGGUAUGCAGAUAAUUCCUGGCGAGAUGGUGGCAUCAAUUGAAGAAAUUGUGAUGAUCGAUCCUGAAUGCUAUGAACUUGAUUUGAAUCAUCGACGCAUAGACAAACUGGAGAAUUUUGAGCCUCUAAUUAAUAUUGAGCGAUUAUAUUUGCGUUGGAAUCUUAUAAAGAAAAUUGAGAACUUGGAAAUGCUGAAGAACCUUGUAGAGCUGGAGCUUUACGAUAAUCAAAUUACAAAAAUUGAGAAUCUUGAUGAACUGGAGAAUCUGGAGAUUCUGGACCUCAGCUUCAACAGACUGACCAAAAUCGAGAACUUGGACAAACUACUCAAACUGCAAAAAUUAUAUUUUGUGGCAAACAAAAUCAACUUCAUUGAAAACAUUGGCAUACUAACCAAUCUUACGAUGUUAGAACUUGGAGACAACAAGUUGAAGAAGAUUGAAAAUAUCGAAAGUUUGGUGAAUUUGCGUCAGCUAUUUCUAGGCAAGAACAAAAUAGCGAAAAUUGAAAAUCUCGAUACUUUAAUAAACCUUGAAAUAUUGAGUCUUCAAGCAAAUCGUAUUAUCAAGAUUGAAAAUUUGGAGAAGCUUACUAACUUGAAAGAAUUGUAUAUAUCAGAAAAUGGUAUUGAAAUCAUUGAGAAUUUGUCCGGCAAUAAAAACUUGGACACACUCGAUCUUGCCAAGAAUAGAUUGAAGACAAUAAGCAAUUUGGAAGCACUAGAGCAGCUGGAGGAAAUAUGGUUGAAUGAUAAUGGUAUCGAUAACUGGAAAAAUCUGGAAGUGUUGAAGAUAAACAAAUCACUACAAACAAUAUACCUAGAACACAAUCCAGUAGCUACAGAUGUCCGCUAUCGCUCCAAAUUGCGUGACAUUCUGCCCCAUCUGCAAAAAAUAGAUGCCACUUUGUGUGUGAUGCCAGGUGCACAAUCGUAAUUAAAAUCCAAAAAUAUAAAAACCGCUGAGUAUAACUAAGCGUUAACAAAUAAAUUAUACACUUAAAUAAAUUUUCAAUUAUCUUGUCACUGUGGAACAAUUUUGAUAUAUUUUCUUAUUUAUUUAAAAACUUUUCUUGUAUUGCUCAAAUAUCAAUGGCAUAGAAGUUAGAGAAAUAAGUUUGUUCAUUAAAAUACAGCAGUCGAAAUAUGUACUUAUUAUUUAACAUAAUUCUUCCUUUGCUUAAAUAUUGAUGGCAUAGUAAUCAGAGACAUUGACCUGAUGUGGUCCACCAUAAAAGUCCAGCACAAAUAUAUUUUGAAUAUCCAGUUCACAAAGGUAAAAUUGAUGUCCUGAAAAAUUAGUUAUUGGGAUAUUGAUUAUUUUUCAAAUGUUAAGUAUAUCGGAUACUAUACUGGUUAUCCACUUUUCAGCUGCCGGGUGACGAUCAAUAAACACUCUUAGUGAAGAAUUGUACUUCGGUGAAUCUUUGUCCAUCUGUAAAAUUUAGCAUAUUAUGUAGGUAUGUAAUAUAAACAGUAAGAGUUUCGUAACACACCUUUGUUACUUGUCCACUAAGCAUAGCACGCGCACAAGUCGGCUCCAUAGGAUCCUUAUUAUAGCUUUUGCAAUUUAAGGUUUGUUCAUCAGUAAACAUGAAAGUCACUUUGUUAUUGCUUUGCCAAUCGUUGCCCGUAAAAUCCAAA